Molecule: messenger RNA, 2772 nt
Organism: Coffea arabica (coffee)
Lineage: Eukaryota; Viridiplantae; Streptophyta; Magnoliopsida; Gentianales; Rubiaceae
Product: probable mitochondrial adenine nucleotide transporter BTL3
Biological process (GO): transmembrane transport
Source: RefSeq, a predicted model, not a curated record
AUGAGAAUGGGUUCUGGGUUUUUAAUGAAAAUCAAGCAACUGUUGAAACUGAUUGUGACAACGAGGAAAAUGAUAGGAUGAUGGAUAUACAAAAUUUUCAGGCUCAGAUUUCCUUGGAGACGAAAUUGAUCAGCCCAAAUGAGAUUUUUUAUUUGGGAGUUGCGGAACUCCAAUACUAAGCCAAACAUUGUUCUGAUGAUGGUGAAACAGAUGGGAAUGAAUUUUUUCCUUGAACCAAAUGGAGAAAACAAUUAUUCCAACUCCAUAGUGGAAACAGUUGGUAAUGAAUUCAAACUUUCUAAUGAUCAGUUCCAUAUCUUGAUUCAUCAUCCAAAGUUACUGCAUAAUUUUCCUGAUGAACUUGCAUCUUCUGUCCAGUUCUUAUAGAGGUUCUUUAAGCUUGAAUGAGGAUUAUCUGGGUCUUCCCAAAACUAUUUCUGAUUUUCAUGAUCUAUUAAGUACAAUUAAAGUUGAUAAAAGGUUCACUUUCUUGUUUGAUGAUGCCUAUGGAAAUUGUGUUGCUGUUGAUAUGAGAAAGAUUAAAACCUUGGCCUUUGUUGAUGUUGACUCACGAGGCAUUGAUCUUAAGCUGGAAAGAGAGAUGAUUAGCUGGAUGGAGUACCAAAAUUCAAAGAAAUUAUCAAGGAUGAAAUUUCUAUGCAUCUAAAGAAGCUGAUACGGGUUGGAGAAAAUGCAUCUAGUAGGGCAGGAUCAACAGCUUAUAUUUCCAGUUGUGGGCCAUUCAAAGUGUUGUGGUCUAGAUCCUCAAAAAUGUUACUGGGAAUACUUGAAGUGGUAUACUCAAGGGCUGUUCUAGGGGAUCUGGGUUUAGUUGUCAAUCACCCAACAAGAAGGAAAUAUGAUUGUUUGUUUCACAAUGACGAGCAGAUUACUUCGAGAUGGUACAAUGAGGACGUUCUUGACAGUUUGCAGGGGAUUGAAUUACCCACGUACUUGUCAAAUACCAGAAUUUAAUCCUGGGGCAAAUGAGUCCGCUGAAAACAGAAUCAGUGGAAGAGAGGAUUGGCCUUGUAUGUCCAGAUGAAAAGUGCAAAAAUCUGAUGAUACAUGGAGAUCUUAAGAUUUGCAGUAGAGUGAUUGCUACUAAGUUCAAUGCCAAAAUUGAAGAGAUGGCACUACACCAUUUGGAACUAAUAAAUAUGUAGAUCCUGAUUGUGUUUUGUCUCAUUUUCUAGCUAUAGGAAUGGUUGUUACUAGUGGCAGGGAAAUUUGUGAAUCUGUCAAGUAUAGAGAUGGACAAACUCAUGAUGAGUUAACCGCAAUUUAUGACAUCGGUGGAGAAAUGGCCAGAGAAAUACAUUUACUUUCAGCUGUUGAAACAUUUCCUACAUUAUAUCCUGAGAAGCUCACAUUUGGAGAAUUUGAAGAUUACAAAGUUUUAAGAUCAAGUUCUCCAGGGCAUCCAGGGGGUGCUGCAGUAGCUAGAACAUUUGUUGCUCCGUUGGAGAGACUAAAACUUGAAUAUAUGGUUCGUGGUGAAGAGAAGAAAUUGUUUGAGCUCAUCAAGACUAUUGCUGCUACUCAAGGCUUGAGAGGCUUCUGGAAAGGAAAUUUAGUUAACAUUCUCCGCACUGCUCCUUUCAAGGCAGUCAACUUUUAUGCCUAUGAUACAUACAGAAAGCAACUUCUUAAAUUACAUGGAAAUGAAGAAACCACAAAUUUUGAGCGGCUUAUUGCUGGUGCUGCUGCUGGUAUUACUGCUACUGUCCUCUGCUUGCCUCUGGACACUAUCAGGACCAAAUUGGUAGCUCCUGGUGGAGAAGCCCUGGGUGGUGUAAUUGGUGCUUUUCGUCAUGUGAUCCAAACUGAGGGGUUCUUUUCUCUUUACAAGGGUUUACUUCCCUCCAUAAUGAGUAUUGCACCUUCAGCUGCUGUUUUUUAUGGUGUAUAUGAUAUAUUGAAAUCGGCUUAUUUGCACUCUGCCGAAGGAAGGAAAAGAAUUCAGAACAUGAAGCGACAGGGUCAAGAACUGAAUGCUUUGGACCAGCUGGAAUUGGGACCAAUCAGGACCUUACUGCAUGGGGCUAUUUCUGGUGCCUGUGCUGAAGCUGCCACCUACCCUUUUGAGGUUGUCAGGAGACAGCUUCAACUGCAAGGCCGGUAUAAUAAAGGUGGUGUGUUAACAACUUCUAUAAAGAUAGUUGAGCAUGGAGGUGUACCAGCUCUUUAUGCAGGACUAGUACCGAGUUUACUACAGGUACUACCUUCGGCAGCAAUAAGCUAUUUUGUCUACGAGUUUGUGAAGAUCAUCCUCAAAGUGGAAUAGCAAUUCAAAUUCUUCUCAGUGAAUUUUUGGAGUCAAAAGAGUUCAAAGUGAGCGUCUCUUUUAACUUUCCAAGCUCACCCAUUUCAUCUUUUAGACUCUAGACUGAUACAAUGAGUAGCAUAGGUUUUAGACCAUUUUCUCAUCUGUUAUACAGCGAUCGGAAACUUGAUUUUGCUAAGAGUUUUAGCAAAACUCUUCUCAGUGCAACUCUGAACUUCUAAUAGGCAACAUGGUGUACUUUGUGCAUCUCAUUCUCUAAGGAAGAUGGUGCCUGAAUACCUGCUGCAGGGUAGAUGUUCGUUUUAACUGAGUGUUAGAUUGACAUUACUAGAUGAAGUCCCAAUCUUUAAUCGUAUGAUGUAGUAUCUCUGAAACACACUUUUGUUUUCUUUCUUCAUCACAAAAUAACACCAAUUGAUUGGGUGAUGCGAGAGUGAUGAUUGCUCAUGGUGCUUCACCAAGCUUGUAUUUGCCUUUGGUUUUCA